Aspergillus puulaauensis is the source of this 1773-nucleotide messenger RNA. RefSeq lists its product as uncharacterized. Gene Ontology annotation, molecular function: zinc ion binding; DNA binding; DNA-binding transcription factor activity, RNA polymerase II-specific. Lineage: Eukaryota; Fungi; Ascomycota; Eurotiomycetes; Eurotiales; Aspergillaceae. The record is from RefSeq and is a predicted model, not a curated record. Gene Ontology annotation, biological process: regulation of DNA-templated transcription; DNA-templated transcription. The coding region runs from base 1 to 1773 and encodes 590 amino acids. The transcript has a single exon.
AUGAGCGCUCCAGUUGGUUCAGCAUGGAAGGAUCAAACCCUCAGUGCAAUUGCUCCAAAGCCCCUUUCUUCAUCCUCACCCUCAGAUGUCCCAACGCCCUCGGACUACGCUGUCCUGAAAUCUAAGUCUUGUCUCGCAUGCCGCAAAAGAAAGGUUAAGUGUGACAGACAACUUCCCUGCGCAAACUGCUCGCGAUGGUCCAUCGAGUGUAACUUUCCGUCGCCGAUCCGCAGAUGCCCACGAGCUCGGAUAAAGCCAGAUGCACGUCCGCGUGGCGAUCAGGAGCUUCAUGAUAGGAUCCACAUGCUCGAAGCUCAGAUAUCGGUGUUGGCUGGAACCGUCAAUACUCAAGCAGACAUGAUACGGUCGUUAGCCACUCCCGGUGCUUCCACGUUUCCAUUAAGCCACACCUGGGCCCAUGCCGUUGCACCGUUACACCCACCUUUGGCGCUGGGGCAAACAUACUGGCAAGUGUUCUUGGAGCGGGUCGAUCCCCUAAUCAAGGUGGUGCAUCGACCCAGUGCAUCCCGAAUUCUCCGAAGUGGCUUGGAUAACCCAGUUUUAUUGAACGAAAGUCAAGGCGCUCUGCUGCAGGUGAUCUACUUUGCUUGCGUUUCCGCCAUGGAUGAAGCGGACAUACAAUCCAACUUACAAAUGUCCAAGAGCACAGCACUAUCCACUUACCGUAUGGCCGCCGAACAGGCUUUAGCUCGUGCAGGGUUCAUGACCACCAAUGACUGGACGACGUUGCAGGCGCUUGUUCUAUUCAUCGCUCUCAGCCGACUUCAGAAUAACCACAAGAGCGCCUGGAACUUAAGUGGUCUCGCAGUGCGGCUGGACUUGUCAAUGGAAGAAGACGGCUCGCAUUUUGGGGCCGAGAUGCGGCGGCGCCUCCGGUGGCAUUUAUGGUAUCUUAACCGGCGUAUCCGAGAUGAUCGAGGUCAAAACUCCAGCGCAGUAAACCAACCCAGUACAUCCUCCGUAGGUGUUGAAAUGCCUCUAAAUUGCCGCGACUCGGAGCUUCGGGCCAAUAUGAUGGUUUCACCCACCAACCAAGACUCGUGGACAGAGAUGAGCUUCUGUCUUCUCCGGUAUGACCUCGCGGCUACCGAGCGGAUAGUCGAAAGUGAUGCCCCUUGGCUCGUCAAGACAAACGCCGUCAGGGAGUGCCAGAGAAGGCUUCGUUCCAAGUACCUGGCCUUCUGUAACGGCACCGAAUCCAUCCACUGGCUCGCCUCCCAUAUUUCAGACGUGUUCAUCACAGAAAUGUGGAUGAAGCUUUACAGCCCCCAGUUCAGCCCCAUAGACUCACCCGGAUCAUCGGACCACGCUUUCAGGGAACAACUAUUCGAUGCAGCCGUCGAUAUCCUAGAUACCAAAAAACGCUUAGAAGAUGAGAUCGCCGCGCGAAAAUGGGAAUGGACGCUCGGUGGGUAUUUGCAGUACGUACCGUUAGCAUUCCUGUUAAAUGAGCUGCUUGGGCGCCCGAGUGACUCUCGGGUGGAUGCAGCCUGGGAGGUUGCAGAGAAUUCUUUCCAGCGCUGGUCCGAGGACGCGAGGAAAUCUGCUGCUGGAGUCACGCUCACAGAGCUCAUGUCCAGGGCUUUAUCAGCAAGGCAGGAGGCAGCCAAUUUACAGGCCAUUGCAGAUGCCUACCUUGUCCCGGAUCAGACUAUCUUCGAUGAGUUCUCUGUGGGCCCGGUUUAUCCUGAUGCGAUGCCCGACGUGUUCCAGUUAGGGCUACCGGCUGAAUGGGGCAUUCAUCAUACCUAG